AUGAUUGUUAAGUGUAAAAACAAGUUUUAUUUUACCAGCUCUUACGUCCACCCGAUGACGCUAGAAAAAGGGGGGGAAAGCACUGUCGUCCGUUCUCAAGAAAAUGGCAAAAUUGUUACUAUGGAACCGAUAAUACAAGUAAUAAAUAAGUUGAGAGAAGUGUUUUCUGCUGUCGGUACUCGAGAUGCUGAAAUUCAGCUACCUCAAAUUGUUGUUGUUGGGGCCCAGAGUUCGGGUAAAAGCUCUGUCCUGGAAGGCAUUGUUGGCAGAGAUUUUUUACCAAGGGGUACUGGGAUCGUAACGAGGCGGCCUUUAAUACUGCAACUAAUAAAUCUACCUUUAGAAGACAAAGAAGCUCGAGUGGAUGAUAAUGGUAUGUUGCAUCUUCGUCAGGGGUCUCUAGCUGUUAAAAGGGAAAUUGAAACUGUUACUGACGAAUUGACGGGAACAAAUAAGGGUAUUUCAGCGGUCCCAAUUGCUUUGAAAAUCUAUUCUCCUAGUGUCGUCAACUUGACAUUGAUAGAUUUGCCUGGCAUAACGAAAGUUCCAGUUGGGGAUCAGCCAUCCGAUAUAGAAAUUCAAAUUCGCGACAUUAUUUUGUCGUAUAUUCAUAACCCAAACUCGAUAAUUUUGGCUGUGACUCCGGCAAACCAAGAUUUUGCUACUUCUGAGCCAUUAAAAAUGGCGCGAGAAGUUGAUCCUGAUGGGUGCCGCACUUUGGCUGUUUUAACCAAAUUGGAUUUGAUGGAUCAAGGUACCGAUGCUAUGGAUGUUCUACUCGGGAGGCUUGUUCCUGUAAAGCUAGGUAUUAUCGGCGUUGUGAAUCGAUCGCAGGCAGACAUCGUUAAUAAAAAGUCCAUUACCGAAAGCCUUCGUCAUGAACAUUUGUUUCUCCAAAAAAAGUACCCUACUUUGAUCAACAGAAGCGGCACACCUUACUUAGCAAAAACCUUGAACAGAUUGCUCAUGCAUCAUAUACGAGAAUGCCUGCCAAAGCUCAAGUCGCGAGUGAAUAUGAUGAUCUCACAAUAUCAGUCUGAACUCAAAACUUACGGAGAGCCAAUUCAGGACUAUAGGGGAACUUUACUGCAAAUUAUCACUCGAUUUGCCACUGCGUAUACUGCCGCAAUUGAGGGCGUGUCAAAAAACAUUGUGACUUCAGAACUAUGUGGAGGAGCUCGGAUAAGAUAUAUAUUUUACGAAACAUUUGGUAAAACCUUGGAGGCUAUUGAUCCAUUGCACAAGUUGACAAAUUUGGAUAUAUUAACAGCUAUGCGCAACUCGACAGGAACGCGUAUGGCUAUCUUCGUUCCAGAAAUAUGCUUUGAAUUGCUUGUUAAAAGACAGAUAAGCCGCUUGGAGGACCCCAGCUUACGCUGUGUUGAGUUAGUCCAUGAAGAGCUGCUGCGUAUUGUGCAACACUGCGAUCAACAGACGCAGCAAGAAAUGAUGCGAUUUCCGCGGCUGUUCGAUAGAGUUACUGAGGUUGUGAAUACCUUAUUGAAGAGCAGGCUGGCUCCAACCAAUGAAAUGGUUAAAAACUUAGUUGCUAUAGAGUUGGCGUAUAUUAAUUCGAAGCAUCCAGAAUUCGCCAAUACACUAGGAAACGUCGUCAAGGACCAUGUGGGGCUUGAAAACGAUGGUAAGUCGUCAGAAAAGGAGCCGUCGUCAAGCGGUGAUGGCGAAGGUGAUGGUACCAGUUUAAAAGGUAGCAUAAAGCGUGAAACGAAGCAACUAAUUUGGAACUAUUUCACAAUAGUGAAGAAAAAUGUACAGGAUGCAGUUCCGAAGGCUAUAAUGCAUUUCUUGGUGAAUUAUGUGCAAGAUAACUUGCAAAGUGAGUUAGUUAGGCAACUGUAUGAUCGAGAGGAAAAUGUAGGAUUGCUCUCUGAAAGUCCCCUAACAGCUCAGAAACGGAAAGAGUGCGUGAAUAUGUUAAAAGCUUUGGAGAAAGCGAUUGAAAUUAUUAACGAGGUUCGUGAAGUGCAAUGCAAAGGCACUGUUGAGAUUUCAAAACAUUUCUUAAGGAAAGAUUGA
This is a messenger RNA of Enterobius vermicularis (human pinworm), 2037 nucleotides long. The record is from the annotation of a GenBank genome assembly. NCBI's taxonomy places the organism in Eukaryota, Metazoa, Nematoda, Chromadorea, Rhabditida, Oxyuridae.